GCAUAAUAAAUAAAAGAUCCCGAGUGGAGACGCUUGAAAAAUAAAACCAACCUCUUAAUAUUACCGAUCGUCCAACCCUAUUCACGCCAGCCUCAACCUCAAAAGACAUGACAAGAAGACAAAACCUCAAAUCUUCACUCAGAACAGAAAUCGAGACUGCAUGAAAUCUAAUCAAAAUACCCAUGGCAUCACCUAAAUCGCUACAAACACGUGUCCCCACCUGUCCCUGUCCCUGUCACGUCCCCUCACUUCAUGAGCUCACUCUACCGACCCUCCACCAGAAGAGAAGCCCAAGCUGCCAUGGCCAAGCUCACCGCCGCUGAGCGCGCGGCUCACGAGGAAGGGAAUCUUCACAUGCUGCGCGCUACUAUCGAGCGCACUCUUUGGCAUUUAGACCCUCACAGUGAAUUGGCCGCUCAUCUGCGAGAAACCACCAAAGAAAUCAGACGUCAUACCCUCGCGGGCUUACUUCCAAAACCGAAACCAAAAUCACAACAGCAGUCAUUACCUUCUUUAGAACCAGAGGAACCAGAAUUACCUCGGUAUUCUCUUCCCCAGCAACAACAACCAGCUCGUGAACUGCAAAAGGUCCCUACGAAUGAAGGCAGCAGAUACCAGCUUCGCGAUCGGCAGGAUCACGUGCCGAUAAUCGAACUUAGCUCUGACGUAUCCUCAGAAUUGUCAGAUGAGCCCAUAUACGAUUUCGAUCAUGCGCCUGACCAAGGCGAGAGCGCAUCGGCCAGCGACAUGAGUACCUUGGCAAAAGAACAUCAGAAGCCAAGCCGAGAGAUACCGAGUGAAGAAAUUCCAGCCCAUGAGGCAUUAAAUCAGCAAUUGUCAGCCCCAGAGUCUAAGAAGCGACCUGCCGAGGAUGACGACGAAGACGACGCGUCGCCAGUCUCAAAACGCGUAAAAGGCUGGCUGACGCAUAUCACGGGCGGAUACAUGUGAUUUCAUCUUUUACCGCUCUUAUAAACGGCAAGAUCUAUCUGGACAUGAAUCAAUCGUCAUCUUCAAAGAAUACGCUCCUGCUACUACAUUUGACUGCAUUCUGGAAAUGCAAUAUGGAAGGUCCUGAGCUUGGGUGAUAAAUUUGGGACAAGAUAAUGGGCAACCUACGGAUAGUUAUACUGGAAUCGGCGGGGAAAGAACUUCUGAGUUUUUAUAAACUUGAUUGGGGACGGGAUAGAAACAUCAGGAAAUGUUACGCUGAGAAGUUGGAAGAGAUUGAUUGGAAUACCCUACGGAGCUCAGUGGAUGGCUAAUGUAUUAUUUGACUUUGAGUAUGAAUCGGUGUUUCAUUUCGUUAAGCCACGCCCUGGUCCCUCUCAUGAAUCUGCAUGCUUCAGUGACAAAC
This is a messenger RNA of Fusarium redolens, 1357 nucleotides long. RefSeq lists its product as uncharacterized. The coding region runs from base 253 to 951 and encodes 232 amino acids. The transcript has a single exon. NCBI's taxonomy places the organism in Eukaryota, Fungi, Ascomycota, Sordariomycetes, Hypocreales, Nectriaceae. The record is from RefSeq and is a predicted model, not a curated record.